Messenger RNA from Trichoderma asperellum CBS 433.97, 1359 nucleotides. RefSeq lists its product as uncharacterized. The record is from RefSeq and is a predicted model, not a curated record. Gene Ontology annotation, molecular function: triacylglycerol lipase activity. Gene Ontology annotation, biological process: lipid catabolic process. Lineage: Eukaryota; Fungi; Ascomycota; Sordariomycetes; Hypocreales; Hypocreaceae.
AUGGUUUAUUUAAGCUACUGGCUAGUUGUGUCCCUGGCCGCUUCGGCUUCCGGGUUUCGUUUUCCUGGCAAACGUCAUUCCCAAGAAGACCAAGCGGCUGUGCUUCCAAGCGAUGAUCCAUUCUAUGCCGUUCCACGCAAUAUAGACUCCUUCUUACCAGGAGAAAUAAUAGCCUAUCGAGAGCCACCUUCAGAAAUUUCCGCCUACGGAUGGAUACCAACGCAUUUGAAGAAGGCAUACCAGAUUCUCUACCGAACAACCGAUAGCUUAGAGCAGCCUACUGCCACUGUCUUGACGGUUCUCAUUCCGCCAGAUGCCGAGUAUGACAAAGUGCUGUCUUUGCAAAUGGCUGAAGACUCUACAACUAUUAAUUGCGCCCCAUCAUAUACAAUGCAGCGUUCAGCGCAGCAGGGUGGACCUUACGGUUCCAACAUCACUCAAGUUCAGGUGCUUUUCGCAGAAACGGCGCUUGCUCGGAAAUGGAUUGUUAUAGUACCGGAUUACGAAGGACCCAAAGCAGCAUAUACUGCAAGCAAAAUAACGGCUUAUUCGAUUCUGGACGGCAUUCGAGCCGCGAAACACUCUGGUCCUAUCACCGGCAUUGCAUCGAAUCCUAGGAUUGGAAUAUGGGGUUAUUCUGGGGGAGGAGCUGCUACUCAGGUAGCAAUCAAUAUGCAGGAACUAUAUGCACCCGAGCUUGAAAUCGCUGGUGCUGCGAUGGGAGGGCUGCCGGGUCUUUCAAAGGCAAGCGAUAUUUUUGCCCUCAACAAAAAACAGAGUUCGGCUCUCAUCCCAUCGGCAAUGAUUGGCUUGUCCAGGCAGUACCCAGCACUCCAGCAACACAUUUAUUCAUCAUUGAAGCCUCAGUUUCGAGAUAUCUUCUACAGCUCCUUGCACAUGUGUCUGCAAGAAGCUACUGUGAUCCUCUCUUUUCAAGAUAUUUUGGGCAUGUUUUAUAACACUUCAUUGCCAGGGCUGAUAAACGAGCUGGAAUCGACUUUCCAAGCAGAGAACAUGCAUCCACCAACAGCUAUACAAGCUCCUCUGUACAUAUACCAAACCGUCAAUGAUCAUCUAUCCGAUGUUAGCAAGAUAGAUGCGAUGGUGCGGGAUUAUUGCGAGCACGGUACGAAAGUUCACUAUGAGCGAGCCACCUCGCCGAAGUUGGACCACGUGAAUUAUGGUUUGAUAGCAAUACCGGAAGCAUUAUCGUGGAUGCAAGAUCGACUUGAUGGGAAACAAGUUUCUGAGGGUUGCGUGACUCAUACGGAUACGACUGAGAGUCUUGAUCCGACGCUUUUGAGCCUCUUCCCCAAGUAUAUUAGCGCGGGUUUAUCUGGAAUUGCAAAUGCAUUUUAA